Molecule: messenger RNA, 1746 nt
Organism: Monoraphidium neglectum
Lineage: Eukaryota; Viridiplantae; Chlorophyta; Chlorophyceae; Sphaeropleales; Selenastraceae
Exons: 2
Coding region: 1-1746 (581 amino acids)
Source: RefSeq, a predicted model, not a curated record
AUGCAUCACCCCCCGAAAUCCGUCCUGCGACUCGUCAGAUUUGUGGGCCUGCUCAUCGUGCCCAAGCUGCUGGCCCACGGCGGUGAUGCAGUAAUCAAAGAGGCGGUCGAGGCGGUCGGCUUCGAUUUCCUCUGUCGCCUGCUGCUGCCGCUGACCCGGCGCCAGCAGCAGCGGCAGCAGCACCAGCGGCAGCAGCAGCAGCAGCGGCAGCAGCAGCAGCAGCAGCAGCAGCAGCAACAGCAGCAUGCAGGAGAUCAGGAGGCGCUCCAGUGCUGCCUGGCGCUCUCGGUGAUAGGUGCAGCCUGCAGGGUGCCCGAGCUGGCCAGCGGCGAUGACGUGCGUGCGCUGCUGCCUGAACUGCUGUCGGUUAUCACGGCCGGCGGCGUCAGCCGUGCGUUGGGCUCAACAGUUGCUGGCGUGCCUGACGCGAUUGCAGAGGGGGCCGAGGCGGACAGCGAGGGUGAUGCGCUGGAAUGCGUGCUCGCGGCCUGCAGCGCCCCCGGCGCCGCCGGCGCUGAGGCCGCGAGGGAGGCGGCGGCCGCCGGCGGCGUCGCCGCGGCCACGGCCGCACUGCGGCGCGGCGUCGCAGCGGGCGCGGCGUCCUCGCGUGCAUUCAUGGCUGUGCGGCUGGUGGGGCUGCUGCUGGGAGGAAUGGCAGCUGGGAAGCGCCAGCAGCUGCUGGCAUCAUCGCCAAGUACAGCAGCAGAGGCGGUGCUGCUGUUGGCCCAAAUGUUCGGCGCCGAGGGCGGCAGCGGCGGCGGCGGCGGCGGCCAUGCCGCUGCAACCAGCCCCGGCACUGGCAGCACGCCCCCAGCAGUGGGCUGCGGCAGCGUGGAUGCAGCCAUGUGCCAACUGGAGGCGCUGCACGCGCUGCUGCUCCUGCUUCCCGCGGUUGGCAGCGGCGGCGACGCCGCCGCUGCCGUGCUGCUGCGCUCUCCCCGGCCCUGGCCGUCGCAGCUCAAGGCCGGCCUUGCGCGCCUGCUCGCCAGCCGCGUCGGGGACGUCCAGAAGCGCUCAGCGCUGCAGCUGGCUGCAGCUGCCACGCAUCUGCUCGGGCCCCGGUGGCUGCUCCCGGGCGCCAACUCGGCGGGGCCGACGGCGCAUGAAGACGAGCUGCGGUUCUUGACUGUUCUGACAGAGGUGCUGUGUGUCGAGGCACCGCUGCUGCUGAGCGACGCGAUGGAUGAGGACGCGCGCGUGCCCGACCGCAGGGCCCCAAGCGCGGCUCGUGGCGCAGCGGCCGUGGCUGCACAGGUUGGGGCCGAGGGGCGGCAGGCGGGCGUGGAGGAGGCGGACGAUGGCGGCGAUGAGAUGGCGGAGGGCAGCAGCGGCGACGAAAACGAAGGGAUGGCGGCGGCGACCGAGCAGCCAUUUGAGGGCAGCGGCGGAGGAGCGCCCAGCCCCCAAGCGACGGAGCCCGGCCACGCCGCCACGUGGCAGCCGGCGAGCCGGCGCGCCGCCGAGCAGCUGCCUGCCUGCUACCUGCUGCUGGAGGCCCUAACCAGUGCUGUCUCAGAGGAGUCGGCCCUGAUGGACCAGCUGGCUGACCUGGAUGCGGUCAACCCCGCAGGCGACCCGCCACGGCUGCCCGUGCUGGGGGAGGCCGCGGCGGGGCAGCUGGUUCGGCGGCUUGGGGAGACUGCAAAGGUCAUCCUCGAGUUUCUCGAGUACAUGGAGCAGCAGCACGAGGGCACAGCCACCAAGGACCCCCUUGUCUUGGGGGCGAUCAGGGUCCUGGGCAGGUGA